GAUACUGUACCUACCUGACCUGACCUGCAGGUUAUGUUUUGUUGUGUUGUAGUCGACGGUCGUGUUGGAUAGUAUUUUUAUUUUUUUGUUUUAGUUUAAGUUUAGGCCUACUACUAGUUUGAAGGAAAAUGUUUACAUGGCUAUUCUCUUACUUAUUAAUUAAAUUAUCUCCAAUGUUACUAAUUUCCCCUUCCUUUCAAAAUUAAGUUAGCAUUAUUGUUUCGGUCCCAAAUUGAAUUCAAAUUAUCUUAGUUUAUUAAACAAGGAGUUUACUGAAAUAAACAUGAAUAUGUUGCAUCAGAGAAAAACUUCAAAAAGAAAACCAAACAGUUUUCAGGCUUCUUCACUUGUUAUUGAUUUGGAAGAUGAAAUUCAAGUUAAUACUGUUCAUUUCUCAAAUAUUGUCCAAGAUGACCCAGAUAUAAUAGUUUUGGAUGAUAGUACUGUACAAACCAAAAGAAGAAGUAUUUGCAGUAGUGUAGUAGAUUUAACUGACUUUAAUGAAACAUUGAAGGAUCCAGAAGAGAGAACAGAGGAAGAUAGCGAUAUUAUAGUUGUAUAUAAAAAGAAGACUUUUGUGCCUGAAACAAGACAACCUACGAGAGAAGUAGAACUUUUAAAUAAUUCGCCAAUGAACAACAGAAUUAAUCGAAGACUUUAUCAAAAUAAUGUUUCGCCGGUAAACUAUGGAAUAAAUAAAAGGCAUGAUAAAAAUAUUUUUAUGACAGUCAACCAAAGAAUUAAUCAAAGGUGCGAUAAAAACAGUUUUUCACCAGUAAACCACACAAUCAAUAAGAGACAUGAUAAAAAUAGUUUUUCACCAGUCAACCUCAGAAUUAAUCAUGGACAAGAUAAAACCAACGUAAAAACAAAAAAGAGAGGUAGAAGUAGUUCUACAAAAUUGAAAUCUCCAAUUAACUGCUUAACUGGGAAAAAAAGGAAAUUGCAAGAUAUCAGCAAUAUCAACUUAGGGGCAUCAGGGAAUACAGCACCAACAGACUUAUCAGAAAAUGCUCAUAAAUAUUACAAAAAACUUGCUCAAUUGGCUGUAAAAGAAUGUAAAAAGAAUAAAUCCAGUAAUGAUUUCAUUCCUGUUGUAAACAAUUUGAAUCGUGCUAGAAAAAGCAUAAGUUUUGCCAAAAAUAGUAAGAAAAUGAAAAAGAAACAAGUACAGUCUGGAAAUAAAUCUUCACAAAGGUCUCCAGGGAGAAAAUUAAGAAAGAAGACCCGACAACAACACAUAAGUAAGAUAAGUGAAAAUAAUGCAUUUAAAAAGAGUCAAAUACAGUCUGGGAAUAAAUCUUUUAGAAAAUUAAGAAAGAUGACUCGCCAAGAAACAAUUAGUAAGAUCAGUGAAAUGAAUGCAUUUAAUCCUAAUCCAUAUGAAGUAGAUCUGGAAGGGUUACGCCCCAUCGUCAUUGAUGGCUGCAAUGUUGCCAUAGGUCAUGGAAAAGGAAAAUUCUCUCCCAAUGGACUGAAGAUCUGUGUAGACUACUUUGCUGCCAGGGGCCACACCAACAUAAAGAUAUUCAUGCCACUGUUUCGACAAGAACAGUUCUCAUCUGAGCUUUUGACAGAAUUAAAAACCAAAUGUGAUGUUGUAUUUACUCCAAGCCAGUGCAUUAAUGGGCAGAGGAGAACACCAUAUGAUGAUCGAUUCAUAGUGCAGUAUGCCACUGAAUUCGGAGGCGUUAUUGUCUCAACGGACAACUAUCGAGACAUUUCAACAGAAAAUGUUAGAUGGAGAGACACAAUUGCUAAAAGACUUCUUAUGUUUACCUGGGUUGAUGACUUUCUCAUGUUCCCCGUGGAUCCCCUCGGAAGAUCAGGUCCCACAUUGGAGGAGUUCUUGAGGUUUUGAAGGGGAAAUGUGUUUGUUUCCAAUGUCAAGUACAAUGUAUUUAUAAAGUCAAGUGUGUAUACAUAUAGUAAAAAUUUUAGUUUUUGUAUUGUUUUGUUUAAAAACGUUAAAUAUGAUUUGAAAUUGUGUUAGUGAAAUUAAUUUGUUAAUUAUUGUGCGUUUUAAAUUAUUUAUUUUGCUGUGUAAAUUAAAUAUAACCAUUUUCUUUCGUAUGAUAACAAUUUUAA
Messenger RNA from Macrosteles quadrilineatus (aster leafhopper), 2088 nucleotides. Its product is annotated as probable ribonuclease ZC3H12D. The record is from RefSeq and is a predicted model, not a curated record. The coding region runs from base 284 to 1861 and encodes 525 amino acids. Gene Ontology annotation, molecular function: mRNA binding; RNA endonuclease activity. The transcript has 6 exons. Lineage: Eukaryota; Metazoa; Arthropoda; Insecta; Hemiptera; Cicadellidae. Gene Ontology annotation, cellular component: nucleus; cytoplasmic ribonucleoprotein granule.